GCAGCGACCUGAGGGACGAAAGGGCACAGGAGGCCAGCCCGCCCCUUUUCUACCGGAGGUCGCGUUCCUGGGCUGCUCCCUUCGUGCUCUCGGGCGGAGCCUUCCGUGAGCACCGUCGGACUUGUCUGUGCCACCGUCUCUCCUCUGGGUCUCAAUAAAGUUUUCCUCUUCCUUCUCUUGUACGGAGCUCAAGAUGGCGGCCUCCUGGCCGCCCUUGGUUACCCUGCGAUUAGUGCAGAGCCGGUUGAGGGGGAGAUGUGUUGGGUGCGGAGCCUGGGCCGCCGCUCUAACCCCUCCGGCCACCGCCCCUGGGAGCCCCUUUUGGAAAGCCUAUACAGUUCAGAUACCCGAGAGUAUGUCUCCAUCUGUGGCCACAGAAACUUAUGUGAAAGCUUUGGCUUUUUGCCAUGGACCUCUGGACCACUAUGACUUUCUGAUAAAAAAUCAUGAGAUAAAGGAGGAUGCACAUCAAAGAAGAGUCAUACAGUGUUUGCAGAAGUUACACGAGGACCUUAAAGGAUACAGUAUAGAGGCAGAAGGCAUUUUUUCAAAGCUUUUUUCAAGGAGCAAACCUCCAAAGGGCCUCUAUGUUUAUGGAGAUGUUGGUACAGGGAAAACAAUGGUGAUGGACAUGUUUUAUACUUAUGUGGAAAUGAAGAGGAAAAAACGGGUUCAUUUUCAUGGUUUCAUGCUAGAUGUUCACAAAAUAAUGAAAUGCUGGGUGCUGAAAAAGCCUGCUCUUCAAGAAUGUGUGGCCAGUUGUCUUCUGUUCACUUAUACUGUAAAAUUACUGUUCCCGGCAAAGCUGAACAAGAAAGGGGACAAGAUCAAAAGAGUAUACAUUGGCACUCGGCUGCAGCAAGUCACUGACAUUGCUGAUGCCAUGAUUCUGAAACAGCUUUUUGAAAAUCUGUUCAAAAAUGGGGUCGUCGUUGUGGCAACAUCCAACAGGCCACCAGAAGAUCUCUAUAAAAAUGGACUACAAAGAGCUAACUUUGUACCAUUCAUAGCUGUCCUGAAGGAGUACUGCAACACGGUCCAGCUGGAUUCUGGGAUAGAUUACCGGAAAAGGGCGCUGCCUGCUGCAGGAAAGCUCUACUACCUCACAAGUGAGGCUGAUGUGGAGGCUGUCAUGGAUAAGUUGUUUGAUGAGCUGGCUCAGAAACAAAAUGAUUUAACUAGACCAAGGAUUCUAAAAGUGCAAGGCAGAGAGCUGUGGCUGAAUAAAGCCUGUGGAACCAUUGCCGACUGCACAUUUGAAGAGCUGUGUGAAAGACCGCUUGGAGCCAGUGACUAUUUGGAACUAUCAAAGAAUUUUGAUACAGUAAUUUUGCGAAACAUUCCCCAAUUUACACUGUCAAAAAGGAGUCAAGCUCGAAGAUUCAUAACUCUCAUUGAUACCCUCUAUGAUUUCAAGGUGCGCUUAAUUUGCUCCGCGCCGGCUCCUUUACCAAGCUUGUUUCUGCAUCAGCCUCAUGACAGUGAGUUGGAGCAAAACAGAAUAAUGAUGGAUGAUUUGGGGCUGAGCCAGGACUCAGCAGGUCUCUCCAUGUUUACCGGAGAAGAGGAAAUCUUUGCAUUUCAGCGCACAAUUUCCCGACUCACAGAAAUGCAGACUGAACAGUACUGGAAUGAAGGCGACAGAAGCGCGCUGUAACCGUCACUUACGCGUGAAUGAAACGCUGGACGGAUGAUUGCCACAGGGAGAGCUCUUUAUUAUGAGACUUGAAGAAAUCAUUUUCUCAUCAUUAAUUAUGCACUUUGUCCUCUGGACCACUUAUAUCUAAAAUUGCUAUCAAAGAUGUAGUGGAUUAGUAAGUUAAAGCCAUUUCUAUAAGUCUACUUUGUGCCUAUUUAUUUGGCCUUACUUCUGCACCACAAAAAUAAAACCAGCACUGCUGAGGUUAAGGUAGGACCAUACUUUGGGCUCCAUAUGAAGCCACCCGAGUGAACCUUGAGUACACACACGUCCGAGCUGUGGCUGUGUGGCAGCCGCACAAUAGGAACACAUCUUGUGUGAGAGGAGGAAAAACCCUAUGUUUCAACUGAAAGCAAAGAAAGCAUUCUGAUCUGACUAUAAACUACAGGGAAUCAUACUUUGGAAUGUGGGCUUCCAUAUGUGUUUCAGGGGGCUAGGAAUUGUACCGAAUCUCCCAGGUCUUCAGGUUUUCUCACAGCAGAGAAUCUAUUUUUCACCCUGAGGUCAAGCUUGGCAGGCAGGAUGUGACCUGCAGUGGACACAGAGCUGUCUGAAGAGAUUGAGGAUUAUGACACCAUGGGAUAAGGCGCAAGGAUGUCAAAUUCUAACCAACAGGCAGGCUCCCCAACUCUGUAGAGGACAGAUGCCAGGAAUGGGGACCUGUGAGAGUGUCCAGAGGGGCCCAGUCCUGGACACACCGAGCAGCAGGGUGGUCUCCUGCCCACCUGAGGCCAGCUGGACCGAAGGACAGCGCUCCUCCCACUGCUCACGCGCACUGGCUCUGGUUGCAGAACGCCACUCCCCACCCCUGCCUCUGCUGCUACUGCGAGAGGGGCCUGAUGGAAAUAGGAAUGAACACUUGACGAAUCUACUUAAAUAAAACCUGAUUUAUCCUGCA
Messenger RNA from Myotis davidii, 2597 nucleotides. It is a transcript of the gene AFG1L, whose product is annotated as lactation elevated 1. NCBI's taxonomy places the organism in Eukaryota, Metazoa, Chordata, Mammalia, Chiroptera, Vespertilionidae. The record is from RefSeq and is a predicted model, not a curated record. Gene Ontology annotation, cellular component: cytoplasm; mitochondrion. Gene Ontology annotation, molecular function: ATP binding; ATP hydrolysis activity. Bases 194 to 1657 code for a protein of 487 amino acids. The transcript has 13 exons.